Arachis ipaensis is the source of this 1020-nucleotide messenger RNA. RefSeq lists its product as uncharacterized. Lineage: Eukaryota; Viridiplantae; Streptophyta; Magnoliopsida; Fabales; Fabaceae. The record is from RefSeq and is a predicted model, not a curated record.
AUGGCAAGUGAGGUAGAGAGUUUUCUUGCCUUAGUGCAUUGCUCUGGGAAAAUUAAAAAAUGCAAAACUUAUGGGGUGAAGUUCACUGACAGAGAACCACUGAGUGUUUUCAUCAGUUCGUCAAGCACUUUGUCAGAUUUGAAGAACAGCAUCUUGCAGAAGUUUGGCGUGUUUGGUGUUAAGUAUGAUACCUUUGUGCUAGCGGCUGAUGAAGAUAUUAGGGUUUUGUUCCAUUGUGUAAGGAGUUUUCCGGAGAUCAGAAUCCACAAAUUGUUCGCGAAGUUGGAGGUCGGUGUCGAUAGUUCUGGGGCAUCCGCUCAAGUUCCUAGCUUGACUGGCGCGAGAGUUGCGUCUAGUUCGAUACCUGCGGUCAGACAGUAUCUUCUGCUGGUAGCAUCCCCUGCAUUCGCGGUUGAUUUAGACCGAACAGAGGUUGUUGGUUCUGUACCUUUGGAGAAUGCAAGAGUCUUUGAGCAGGCUUACGUUGUGGGCACCGGUGGUGGCAUGUUACCUUAUACGGAAGGGGAUGGUGAACCUGAUCGAGUAGAGAAUGCAAUGUGUGAUGAUGACUCUGACCAGGAGCCUGUUGAUAUCAUAGGGGACAGCGACGAUGACACAGGUGCCAAUCCACAUGCGCAGCAUCGGCCUUCAAGUUCUGCUUCUCAACAGUACCCUCCACACUUCUCCACACUAAACUUGGAGGCUCUGGGUCAACAGGAGGAUGGUGGUAACACAGUCGGGGGCUCUUCUAUAGAAUUUCAGAUUGGGCAAUCAUUCCAGAAUAAAGAUGAGGCUGUGCUGAGUGUGAAGGACUAUAGCAUCCGACGAGGUGUUGAGUACAGAGUUAUCGAAUCAAAUCAUCUGAAGUAUCAUGGAAAAUGCAAGGAAUUCGGCAAGGGUUGUACUUGGUUGAUUCGCGUAGCGCUGCGUGCACAAAAGGGAACUUGGGAGGGAAGAUGCUGCGGUUACGGUAAAGGUAUUGCAACAAGCUACAGAAGGCGAUUACGGUUUCAGGCCUAG